Molecule: messenger RNA, 2397 nt
Organism: Lodderomyces jiufengensis
Lineage: Eukaryota; Fungi; Ascomycota; Pichiomycetes; Serinales; Debaryomycetaceae
Exons: 1
Coding region: 1-2397 (798 amino acids)
Source: RefSeq, a predicted model, not a curated record
AUGAUUAUUAGACGAUCUAGAGGUAUAAUUUUAUUUGUCGGUAUACUACUACUUCAUUUUUCAAUUUUAUUUUAUAUAAAAUUACAACCAAUUAAAAAAUUUGUACUUGAAAAUGUUAAUAUACCUAAAAUGAGAUCAUAUAUUACUUCAACAACUAAAUCAAAUAAAGAUUAUUUAAAAUUUGAUUCAAAUUUAAUAAAUACAGUUCAAGAUUUUAAAUUAAAAUUUAAUGAUGAUAAUUCAAAAUUAAAUGAUAUUUUAAAAGAUAUUCAAUUUAAAGAUCAAAGUUUUGAUAUUAUAAAUAUACCAUUAAAAGAAAAUUUACCAUUUUUUCAACAAUAUGAUCCAAGAUUUACAUUUGGAUUAUUAUUGAAAUAUAUUAAUGAAAAUUUUGAAACUUUAAGUGAAAUUCCAACUUUUCAUUGGUCUGAUUAUACUGAUAUGUCAAUAUUAGAAGAAUAUCUUUUCAAUCCUACGAAAAAAGAAUGUAAAUUUUUUGAUGUUACUAAAAAAAAUCCAAAAACAAAUGAAAAAGAUGAUUUAUUUAAAACUAAUACUUAUUGUAUACAAGAUAAUGAAAUUGAAACAAUUUUAAAUAAUGAACAAAAUUAUGAUUCGAAUUUUAUUGAAAGAAUUAAAGAUAUAAAUGCAAAUAAAUUAGAUAAUCAAUUAACUACUGGGUUUCAUAUUUUUAGUUUUUCAGGUAGAAAUAAAAAAGCAUUAAGACCAAUUAUAGCAAGAUCUUAUCUUUAUGAUUUUAUGAGAAAUCCUUUAAGUUUAACUUUUUUAUUACCAAAUGAUAAAUCAAUUCAAUAUAAUAUAAAUCCAAAUAAUAGAAACAGUAUAAAAGAUACACAAGAAAUAUUUCAAGAUGGUGAGAUUAAUAUGAGAGAAGAAAUUCAGAAAUUAUCAAAUAAGUUAGAAUCAAGUUUUAAUACAUUACCCUAUGAGAAACAAUUACAACAUGAACAAUUUAUAGAUAAUACAGUUGAACGUAUCAAUAUGUUCAAUGCUAAAGAAUCAUUAAAUCAAACUGACCAAAACUAUUUGAAUUCAUUAAAACAUUCAAUUCAAGAAACCAAUCCACCAAAAUAUUUUAGAGAAGCAAAUAUAAUUAAAAAGGAAUCAAAUUAUGGAAUUGGAGGUCAUUAUGAUUGGAGAUUUGUAAAUGGGAUAAUAAAUGGUACACCAAAACAAGAAAUUAGUAUUCAUGGAUUAGUUAAAGCAUUUUUAAAAUUAACAAAUCAAUAUAAUUUAAAUACUUGGGUUGCUCAUGGUUCAUUAUUAUCUUGGUAUUGGAAUGGUUUACAAUUUCCAUGGGAUGGUGAUGUUGAUGUACAAAUGCCAAUUGAUGAUUUGCAUAAAUUAUCACAAUUAUUUAAUCAAACUGUUGUUGUUGAUUUUGGUAAUGAUCCUGAAAAAGAAAUUAGAUAUGGUAGAUAUUUCUUAGAUUCUUCUUCCAUUAUAUCACAACGUGUUAGAGGUAAUGGUAAUAAUAAUAUUGAUGCAAGAUUUAUUGAUUUAGAUACUGGACUUUAUAUUGAUAUUACAGGUUUAGCAAUAAGUGAUACUCAUGCACCAGUAAGAUAUAAUUCAUUAUUGGCAAAUACACCAUAUGAUAGAAGUUUAAAAGAUCAAACAAUAUCUCAAUCACAAAGGAAUGUAUUUUUACAAGUUUAUAAUUGUCGUAAUGUUCAUUUUACCAGAUUAGAAGAUUUAUCACCUUUAAAACUAAGUUUAGUUGAAGGAGAAUAUGGUUAUAUUCCAUCAAAUUUUGAAAAAAAUUUAUUAGCAGAAUAUGGAGAUAAAUCAUUAAAUGAAAUAAGUUAUAGAAGUUUUUUGUAUAUUCCAAGAUUAAGACUUUGGUUAAAUAAAGAUAAUGUUGUUGAUUUUAUAUCUAAUGGAAAUAAAGAAGAAGCUGAUAAAUUAAAGAAAGAUCUGAAACUGAUUAUUUUAAACUUGAAAGAUGAUCAAAUUAUUGAAUACUUGUACAAAAAUUUAAAUCAAUUUAAAAAUUUUUUAUUAACUAAUAAUUUAACAAGAAUACAUCAAAAUGAAUUAAAUGAUUUAUUUUAUCAAAAAUCAACAAAAUCAUUAUUUUAUGAUUUUGAAUCAAAUGAAGAAAAUUUAAAACCAAAUUUAAGAACUACAUUAAGACAUGAUUAUUUUUCAACUGAAUCAAAAGCUAAAGAAUACAAUUUUGAAAAAGAAAUAGAAAGAUUAAAAUUAUUAAAAUAUAAUUACGAUCAACAAAUUAUAAAUUUAGAAAAAUUUCAAAAAUCUUUAUUAGAGUCAACACCUGAUUCACCAACAGAAGAUAUAGAUGGGGUUGUAUUAAAUGCCGAUGGUAAACCUUUUAUUCAACAACAACUGCAACAACCACCGAAAAAGUUAUAG